Molecule: messenger RNA, 2452 nt
Organism: Fragaria vesca subsp. vesca
Lineage: Eukaryota; Viridiplantae; Streptophyta; Magnoliopsida; Rosales; Rosaceae
Exons: 6
Coding region: 282-1721 (479 amino acids)
Source: RefSeq, a predicted model, not a curated record
ACCCCAAACUCAUUUGAUAUGUCCUUGAACCACCCAAAGGCUUUUUGAGAUAUUCCUCAACUUGCCCACCUCACCUUUUUUUUUUUUCACCCCAAACACCCCCAAACUUCCUGAUAUUGCCGUUUCCCUUCUUCUCUCCGCCUCUCACCGUUGACCCCCGUCGCCUUUUAACGGUCUUUUGCCGGAAUCAGAAACCCUAAUCUCUCUCUGAGAUGUCAAUGCAAAUGUUUUUCUGAGGUACAAUUUGAACUACCCGCAUCCAAUCAUUUGCUGAAAAAUCAAUGAUGGAGAUUGACAUUCAUGAGGAAAGCGAUGGAAGCACACCUAGGGCAAAUGAAAAUGACCUGUCUAAUAGGCGAGUUGCACCUGAUGAGUCUGGUGAAGGUUUGCCUUAUGCUCCUGUUAAUUGGCCUAAUCCCGGUGAUACUUGGCGGUGGAAAGUGGGAAAGCGAGUUUCUGGAUCUGGACACUUUCUGGAUAGGUACCUUUAUCUUCCAAAGAGACUUUGCCAUGAUGGGGCCGGGAAUUCUACGGGUAGGAGAAAUAGUUUUGCAAGCAAGCUUGCAGUUGAACGAUAUAUCCAAGCAUCAUUUCCUGGUACAGACCUCAAAGAAUUUUUUGCAUCAUUCUCGUGGAAGAUUCCAGCGGAAAUGUCACUGUUAGCAAAUGGUGCUGUAAAGCUGAAGCAUGUUCCAGCUGUUCCACCUAUUCCACCUUGUGUGGGAAUUGAAGAGUCUGAUUCUCAGUCUGAUGGCUUAUGCUGUAAGGCCCGAAAUAAGUUGUGCAUCAGUUUGUUGGAAAAAGCAGAAAACCCACCCUUAGUAUUCAUGGAGUGUGAUAUUUGCUGCACUGAGGCUAAGUUCUGUCGAGAUUGCUGCUGCAUUCUUUGUUCGAAGACUAUAAAUUUCUCCUAUGGAGGCUAUGAUUACAUCAGAUGUGAAGCACUGACGGGCGAGGCUGUUAUAUGUGGGCAUGCUGCCCACAUUGAUUGUGCUCUCCGAUGCUACAUGGCUGGCACUGUAGGAGGAAGCAUUGCAUUGGAUUCUGAGUACUAUUGCCGGCGCUGUGAUGCAAGGACAGAUCUGGUUCCACAUGUGAUGAGGCUUUUACACACAUGUGAAUCCCUUGAUUCUCGGGACAACAUUGAGAAGAUCUUAAAUAUUGGUAUCUGCAUCUUGCGCAGUUCCGGGAAAACCAUUGCUAAGGAGUUGCUCAAACGUAUUGAAGUGGCUAUUGCAAAGCUCAAAUAUGGGACUUCUCUUGAAGAUAUUUGGAAGCAGGAAGAUGGCUCUCAUCAUGAAAGUACUGCUAUGGAAGUGACAACAAACCAGGAGCCCUUGAAUGGUAAACCAAGCUCAGAUUUGCUGUCUGCAUCUUUUGAUUAUUGCUCUGAAUCUCAAAAACUCGCAGAAGACGUUGAUCAGGUUCUGCAUGCACUAAAGAACUCCCAAGAGUCUGAAUAUAAGGUGGUUGAGGAAAAACUUCUUGCACAGAAGAACUAUAUUUGUAAUCUGUAUCAGCAGCUUGAGAAGGAGAAGUCUGAUCUGGCACGUCGCACAUCAACCGACCCUGAUGCUUUACUCGAUAUUGUAUUGAGCAGGGUGAAGCAGAUUAAAAGGGAAAUCACAAAUCUCAAGGAGAUGGAGCAGAUAGCCUCUGGAUUUGGAAAGACUUCCAGAGCUACCCUGAAAAAGCACUUCAAUUUUGAAGUUGAGGAAUGAAGUGAAUGCUUGUCCCGGUUAUGAAACUUCAAUUUUCAGCCCUUUAUAAUUUUCUUGCAAUUGUACUGGCACUCUUAUCCAAGGUUUAUAUGCGUAACCGUGUUUGGUAGAAUGAGCCGCUGCGUGGUGAUGGAAUUUCAUACCCAGCAGGCAAGAGAAAGAAUGAUGUUCCUGUUGAAGAAAUGGUUUGUAGAUUGUGAGCUCCUUAGUGGUUUGUAUCCUUAGUUGUCAACUCAAGAACUGCGAGAGAAUAGACCGAGGGAUUGAGGAGACUAACUGAAUGCAUUCAAGGAGUGUGUAAGAAUUUCGUGGUUUCUUGCAUCAGCCAUCAUUGGGUUUCCAAGGAAAGUAUGCAUCAAACAUCAUCUUGUAAAUGCUUCUCUGUUCAAAGCAUCUGGCAGCUGUGUUCUUGUAAUGCAACUUCCCAGUUUGUUGAGCAGUAGUGUAAUUGAAAGAGAAGUGUGCUUUCUUUGUUCUUUGUUCUUUGUUUCUUGUCUGUUUUGUCGAUCUAGGUGAGUUGCUGCCCGACUGGGAAGUUAGAAAUUUUGUCAAUUAUAGUGAAGUCUGGAACAGGAAGUUGUACUCUCCAAUUGUAUCUGGCUGGACUUGCGGAAUUAGUUAGUUCCUUAAUUUGAUUAGAAGGUAGAUACAUGUAUGUUUCCUGUACAUAUAUACAAAAAUUCAGGAACAGUUCCUUGAGAUAGAAAUGCAUUAGUUUUAGCUUCUCCAGU